Messenger RNA from Episyrphus balteatus (marmalade hoverfly), 613 nucleotides. RefSeq names its product 60S ribosomal protein L24 (gene RpL24). Gene Ontology annotation, biological process: cytoplasmic translation. The coding region runs from base 73 to 543 and encodes 156 amino acids. Gene Ontology annotation, molecular function: structural constituent of ribosome; mRNA binding. The record is from RefSeq and is a predicted model, not a curated record. Gene Ontology annotation, cellular component: cytosolic large ribosomal subunit. The transcript is spliced from 3 exons. NCBI's taxonomy places the organism in Eukaryota, Metazoa, Arthropoda, Insecta, Diptera, Syrphidae.
GAAGAGAAGACAAUCUGACAGCUGUCAUUGUAUCGCCCAUUUCCGUUUCUUUCUUUUAACAACAACCGCAGUAUGAAAAUCGGCUUGUGUUCAUUCAGCGGGUAUAAAAUUUACCCCGGCCAUGGGAAAACCAUGGUCAAGAUCGACGGAAAGACCUUCACUUUUCUCGAUAAGAAAUGCGAGCGUUCGUUUUUGAUGAAGCGCAAUCCCCGUAGAGUGACUUGGACCGUUCUUUACAGACGCAAACACAAAAAGGGUAUUGAGGAAGAGCUUAAGAAGAAGCGCACCCGUAGAACACAAAAGUUCCAACGUGCUAUUGUUGGCGCUUCAUUGGCCGAAAUCAUGGCCAAGCGUAACAUGAAACCAGAAGUGCGCAAAGCCCAGCGGGAUCAAGCUAUUAAAGUUGCCAAGGAACAAAAACGCGCCACAAAAGCUGCCAAGAAGGCUACAGCUCCAGCACCAGCCAAGGUGAAGUCUGCACCAAAGCAAAAAGCAGCUAAGGUUUCACAAAAGUCGGCUCCAAGGGUUGGUGGAAAGCGAUAAUAAGCAUUUUCUAGGGACUUCAUUUUUAUAUGGAAAAGUGUCGGUGAAUUAAAAAAUAGUAAACAUCAAA